Molecule: messenger RNA, 1199 nt
Organism: Lactuca saligna
Lineage: Eukaryota; Viridiplantae; Streptophyta; Magnoliopsida; Asterales; Asteraceae
Source: the annotation of a GenBank genome assembly
UCUCUCUCUCUCUCUCUCUCUCUCCCUCUGUCUCCAAGAUGCUGAUGCUUUUUCUCUGAUUAAUUCCAAAAAAUUAAUCGAUUAAUCAAAUCUAAAGGUGGCGGAAUCGUGUUGAUUAAUAUAAACAACAUGGAGAGUACGGAUUCAUCAUCGGGUUCAAAACAACCGCAGUUACCGCCGGGCUUCCGCUUCCACCCUACCGACGAAGAGUUGGUGGUUCAUUACCUCAAGAAAAAAGCAGCCUCCGCCCCUCUUCCCGUCGCCAUCAUCGCCGAAGUGGACCUCUACAAGUUUGAUCCAUGGGAGCUUCCAGCUAAGGCGACGUUUGGGGAGCAAGAAUGGUAUUUCUUUAGUCCGAGAGAUCGGAAAUAUCCAAACGGAGCUCGGCCGAACAGGGCUGCAACAUCAGGAUACUGGAAAGCUACCGGAACUGAUAAACCGGUGUUGACGUCCGGUGGGACUCAAAAAGUUGGUGUAAAGAAAGCACUUGUUUUCUAUGGAGGGAAGCCACCAAAAGGGACGAAAACGAAUUGGAUCAUGCAUGAGUAUCGUCUUGCUGACAAUAAAACGAUCUCCAAACCACCAGGAUGUGAUCCCACCAAUAAAAAAGCUUCCUUGAGGUUGGAUGAUUGGGUUUUAUGUCGAAUCUACAAGAAGAACAAUAUGCAGAGACCAGUUGAUAGCGAUGGUGGCGAUCACACCAUGACCGGGAUGCUGGCAUCUAUACCGCCGUCAGUAUCACUUGGUACCAGUAGACCGACAUCAGCGUAUAAUGCAAUGCUCGAGAAUCAUGAACACAACAUUGUAUUCGAUACUAUGCUAACCUCAAAUGACAACAACCUUAACGUUAACGUCAAUCUUCUUCCGAUCAAAAGAUCUCUCCCUGGUUUGUUCUGGAAUGAAGAAGGUCCUACGACUACGAGUAACUCUCCCUACACCAAGAGGUUUCUUGCAGAGAGCAACACUGACGCCGGCGUUAUGGCGACAAGAACCACCGAUGAGAACGGCGGUUCGAUCGCUAGUCUCCUCAGCCACUUACCCCAAACCACACAAAUUCACCACCAGCAACCCAUGUUAGGCUCCAUCGGAGAUGGCGUUUAUCGACAAUCUUACCAGUUACCUAGCGUCAACUGGUACUCGUAAAUCAGUUUUGGGAUGUGGGUAUGAAUGAAAACACUAAAUUAUACAUGUUAAUCGUG